Sphenostylis stenocarpa is the source of this 963-nucleotide messenger RNA. NCBI's taxonomy places the organism in Eukaryota, Viridiplantae, Streptophyta, Magnoliopsida, Fabales, Fabaceae. The record is from the annotation of a GenBank genome assembly.
AUGGGUUGCUGCGUUAGCAAAUGCAGGCCCGACUGCAAACCCUCCCCAGAACAACUUCAAAACCACUUCAACUUCAACCUCGUUCAAGACAAACUUCCUCCUCCGCUUCCCACCCUUUACUCCUCAACCAAAAUCUCACCCUCCCCUCCUUCUCCGACCUCUUCCACUUCCUCCAUUUCCUCCUUCACAUGCACCACUUCCAACACCAUCUCCUCAGCCUCUUCCCUAUCCACCGCUUCCUCCUCCUUGAGCUCCAAGGACAGAUCCUUCUCCAACGACUUCCUAUGGUCGUGCUACAAGGACAACCCUCACAUCACUCGCAUCAACUCACUCAGGGAUGCCUCUCUCUCCUUGACGCCUCCAACUAAACCUAGACCUCAACAUAGAAAGGUUACAAACAUAAACCCAUCACCACCUCCCAGACCCAACUUGGUAACCCUGAAGCAAUCUCCACCACCACAAUCGUUUUCUAUGCCCCAGAAGAGGGUUCGCUCAAACUCGCCAACGAAUCUGACCAGACAGAAGAGUUUCCGAAAGGACACGGAGAGGUCCAUUACUAUUAACUAUGCUUCCAACCUGCACAGUAGGACGCUAGGGUCACCCUCUCCGAGCAGAAGAUAUAAUGGAGACAAAUGUGGGAGUGGUAAUUUGGCGACGGACAACGUUGUUUCUAGGCGAAUGGUGAACAAUUCGAAAGUUAGUGUUCGUGCACUUCAUUCUCAUCAUUCCGGGGUGCCUUUAACGAGGAAAGAGAGUGUUAAAGCUGCGAGUCCCAGUAACUGUUCACGAAGAGUACUUCAUUCUGCUGGUUUAAAGCACAAUGAGACAUGCACUUUCGGGGUUGGUUCUAAAGUUGAUGAAACCGUGGUUAAGGAUGUGGUGUCUGACCAGGACAUGGACUUAACACUGAUGGAGGAUAUUAACAACCCUCUUAUCUCCUUGGACUGUUUUAUCUUUUUGUAG